Phyllostomus hastatus (greater spear-nosed bat) is the source of this 9913-nucleotide messenger RNA. It is a transcript of the gene SH3BP5L, whose product is annotated as SH3 binding domain protein 5 like. Gene Ontology annotation, cellular component: cytoplasm. Lineage: Eukaryota; Metazoa; Chordata; Mammalia; Chiroptera; Phyllostomidae. Bases 626 to 1777 code for a protein of 383 amino acids. Gene Ontology annotation, molecular function: protein kinase inhibitor activity. The record is from RefSeq and is a predicted model, not a curated record. The transcript has 7 exons. Gene Ontology annotation, biological process: intracellular signal transduction; negative regulation of protein tyrosine kinase activity.
UUUGGUUGGACAGGGUUGUUGCGGAGGACGGGGAAGGGUUGUGUGGAACUCCUUGCACGGUAAGGUAAACUGAGGCGAGGCUGGGAGUGGGGAUCUCUGCGCCUGGCUGUACUGGAGAUCUGGAGACAGCAUCUCUGCACUCGAGGAGUGUAGGGCUGGAGACAAGAAGCUCGGAGAUUUCUCAAGUUGACGAGAUUAGGAGGUGGGGCGGGGCUGGUGAAUGCGAGUUCCCCAGACACCUAUCCGCGGCCUCUGCUCGGGCCGAGCACUCUCUCACACUUGCCACCUGUGCCCCGAGGCGCCUGCCUCCAUCCUCCCGAAUGGUGCGCCUCCUCGCAGGCCUUGGCCCAGGAUCCAGGCCUCUGCCCGUUGCCUCGGAGCAGCAGCUCCCCGUGGCUGGGAGGAAAGAACUUUUGCACAGACUAGGCUAUAGCUCUAAGCACCCUGCUGACGACUGGAAUCUCCGCCUCUAACUCAGUGCGAGUUCUUCCUGUGCCCCCUUUACCAGUCUUUGAGAAGAGAAACCUUUCUUGCCACACAGAGCCCGGGAAACCCCAAGCUGGGGCCCUGGCCCCAGCAUGUCAGUCCUCUUUUGUGCAUAGGGCUGUGCCCUCUCCCCGUCAGCAUGGCUGAGCUCAGGCAGGUUCCAGGGGGCCGGGAGACCCCUCAGGGGGAGUUGCGGCCAGAGGUUGUGGAGGAUGAAAUCCCUCGGAGCCCAGUCACGGAGGAGCCCCGAGGAGAUGGAAGCAACAGCAGUGAGUCCAAAUUGUCCCGCGGGGAGGAGGAAGAGCUGGAUCCUCGAAUACAGGAAGAGCUGGAGCACCUGAACCAGGCCAGCGAGGAGAUCAACCAGGUGGAGCUGCAGCUGGACGAGGCCAGGACCACCUAUCGGAGGAUCCUUCAGGAGUCAGCGAGGAAGCUCAACACUCAGGGCUCCCACUUGGGGAGCUGCAUCGAGAAGGCUCGACCCUAUUAUGAGGCUCGGCGGCUGGCUAAGGAGGCCCAGCAGGAGACACAGAAGGCAGCCUUGCGGUACGAGCGGGCUGUGAGCAUGCACAAUGCUGCCCGGGAGAUGGUGUUUGUGGCAGAGCAGGGAGUCAUGGCUGACAAGAACCGACUGGACCCUACGUGGCAGGAGAUGCUCAACCACGCCACCUGCAAGGUGAACGAGGCGGAGGAGGAACGGCUUCGUGGCGAGCGGGAGCACCAGCGGGUGACACGGCUGUGCCAGCAGGCUGAGGCUCGGGUGCAAGCCCUGCAGAAGACCCUCCGGCGGGCCAUUGGCAAGAGCCGCCCCUACUUUGAGCUCAAGGCCCAGUUCAGCCAGAUCCUGGAGGAGCACAAGGCUAAGGUGACAGAGCUGGAGCAGCAGGUUGCUCAGGCCAAGACCCGCUACUCUGUGGCCCUGCGCAAUCUGGAGCAGAUCAGUGAGCAGAUUCAUGCACGACGCAGGGGCCUGCCCCCACACCCCUUGGGCCCCCGGCGGUCUUCCCCUGUGGGCGCUGAGGCUAGGCCAGAGGAGGAUGGAGACAGCGGGAUCAUUGAGGGGGCUGAGGGUGGAGCCCCAGAAGAGGGUUGCAGCCUGGGGCCUGCUCCUGCCGGGGAUUCGGACACUCUGAGCCUGCUGAGUCUGCGCACAGUGGCUUCGGACCUGCAGAAGUGUGACUCCGUGGAACACCUGCGGGGCCUCUCGGACCAUGCAAGUCUAGACGGCCAGGGGCUGGGUCCCCAGAGUGGGGGCCGAGGGGGCCGCCAUCAGCGUAGCAUCAGUCUGUAGCCCAUACUCAGGGUGGUUGUGUGUCUCUUACCACUGCUGGCCCGUGCAGGGCCACGUGGGCUCCCAACUCCUCUGCUGGGGGCCUUGCUUCCCCUGGAGAGGCUGGGUUGGCUGCGACUGAGUCCUCUUGUCAUUUGUGCCCUCCCCCCAGGUGUUGCCUUACUCUUCAGAAGGCUUAUCUCCGGUCCUCACAGUCUGUCCAUGCCCUUUGCUGGCCUCUUUCUGACUUCUCUUCUCCUGCCUGGCUUUUCCCCUCAGGUAAUUUGGUCUGGGAGGCACAGGGAAGCCCAUCACAAAAGAUGGGACCUGAAUCCAGUGUCUCAGGCCCCCCAGCUUGAGUGGAUGAACACGAGUUCCUUCUAUCUCCCCUGUCUCUCAAAGGGCCCUAGGGAUGUGGCAGGGCCUUCUUGGCAGCCCUGCCCCCAUGCUCUGUCUCAGUCAGCCUGUGUGUAAUCUGUAAGAUGCAUUGUGGGGCUCUGUGCCUUUGGAAGACACAACCUCUGUCCCUUCAGCGCUCCAUUCUCAUGACCUAAUCCACUUUGCUCUAGGUGCCCCAGAGCAAGACUUGAAGGGUGCUGCUGGCAGGAAAGGUGAAACCCAGCCCCAGUGUCAACAUGGGACCAUGGGCUCCCAUGUGCUUUGCUUUCCCAGCAGGGCUGGGCCCUCAACAUUGCCAAGGUGCUAGUGGGUCUCUGCUAGGGUCCCUGUUGGGAGUAGAGAGGUAAUGAGGUCCUGGUGUGGAGUGAGGUUUAAAGGAUGCUGAGCUGGAUCUUGGCCUCCUGCAGGAUGGAGUUAGGAAUUUGGUGCUCUUCCACCAACUAAAUGAUAUCUACUUGAAGAUCCCUGCGGAAUGCCCAAGAGUGGGUGCCCCUGGUGUUGAGAGAGGACUCACCCUCUUCAGGGAACAGCUCCAGGUGUCUGGUAGUGUUGCCAGCCUGUGUGUAGGGGCAGAGUGGGGAAGCCCCACUGAGUCUGGGAGCCUUGGGGGGGCUGGUGGUUCCUGCCCCAGCCUAGGAGGGCUGGGCUGGGCUGGCAUGCUGCUGUCAGCAGAGCAGUUGGCCUGCACAUGGACGCUGUUUCCCUGUUCUAGGGUCCAGGCAGGAUGGUCACAAUGAGAACCUCUGGGUUUGAGGUGGUCAUGGCUGUGUAUGUGUGUCCAUGUGCCAGUAUUGGGGGAAGUGUCAUCCCUAAUUUUAUAUAAAUAAAAUAGUUUAUGUAAUGGUAAUGUUUACCUCUCCUACCCCACAAAGGAGCAUAGGGAAAGGGGAAUAGCAGGGUGAUGGGGGUCUCUGUCGGUGGAGUGGUCAGGGAAGGUCCUGGGGUGGUAGAGAAGAGUUGAAUCUGUGAUCUAGCCAGGCCAAGGGGGGAAGAGAAGGCUUCUGGCUCAUGGCUGGGGUGAGCCCACAGGGGAGGCUCCCCACCCUGCCUGUUGGGUGGGGACAGGUGUGUAGGGUGGAGUGGUGUGGACUCACUGGUUGUUUAUUGUCCAUGUGAGUGCCACUCCUGGAUGUGAGUGAGCAUGAAGGGUUACAGGAUUUAGUAAGUACACAGGUUGUCUGGCUAGCUUUGAAUUUCAUAUAGUGAAUGAUUUUUUGUCCCCUGAACUGUUAGGUCAUACUUAGUUAUUUCUGUUCUAUCUGAUACCACAUUCUAACACAUAAAAGGCAACUCCCAAGUGAGGGCUUGCUCUGUUGUGGGGCAAGGAGGGUUUGAGUGCCUUUGGACCCCAGCCUGUGAAACAUCCAGUGGCAUCAGGUGGAGAAGGGCCAAGAACUUCAGGAGCAUGAGGUACACGAAGGCUUCUGGCUGAGCCCCAUCAGGGUUGCACCUGCCUAUUCAGGCAGCCGAGGAUUGGAGUUAGCCAAAGAAAUGGAGAAGGUGCUGUUGGGAGAGCAGGAGACCACUGGAAACCUGCUGUGAAAUGAGGCCUGAAGACCCUGUAGGGGCUGGCAAAGGCAAGGAGCUAGAGGGACAAGAGAGCAGAGCAGCAACUGGUGACCCCAGAUGGGACAUUAGCAGCCACUGUGUAUGGAACGUACACUGUACCCUUUGACAGAUACUGCCCAGGUGUGAGGCUGCCUUUACUCAGAAGUAAGGGAAGUGUGGUAAGGCAGAUGGGUGCCACAGUGUUCCAUUUACCCCUGAAAAGUGCUAUGAAUGCAUGGCCUGUGUCCUUGGGCAGGUGACCUUUUUGAGAUGACUCCCAGGUCAUCCUUUUCUCUCUGGUCCCUGGCAGUGCAGACCUGUAAGGCUCCUGGUGUGAAGGGACCCAGAAAAGAAGGGCUGGCUGUGGAGGCCCGUUUCUUGCAAAAUCACCUGCCACAUAAGACCAGUGGGGAGAGACCAGGAAAGUUAAAGCUGAUGAUGCUUCCUCUAAGUGGAAUAAAAUGGCCACAGUGUAAGCACCUCCAGUUGGAUCCCUACAGCAGUGGCCAGCACCAGCCCAGGGCGUAUCCCAUGCAAGGUAUGUACAUCGACUCAUUGCACCCCCACUGUGGGGCGGGUGGCACCACAGCUGCCUUUGUCAGAUGAGAAACAGGCACAGUGGGAGUACCCCGUCUGCCCCAACUUUGUAGAAGGAGAUGGAGGCAGUUGGGUUCUUAAGAAUCCAAAUUAGAACCCUUGAGUUAAGGACCUCACAGGACCCAGAGGUGACACAGCAGAGGCAGUGGGUGGAGUCAUCUCUUAGGAAGUUCUGCUGGGAAUCCUGGAAUGGUCAAGGAAUUUUGUUAAAGAGAGUGAAGCAGUCAGGUUGUGGGGGACAUGGAGCCUUGUGUCCCCCAUUCCUGUACCAUAUCCCAUGUCACAGGGAGUGGUAACAGUGCUUCUGAAACAUGUCCUCAAGUGAGCAGCUGGGCCUCAGUCUCCCCACCGCCCAGCAGUACACACCUGGUACCUAAUAGAUGCUCAGUGACCAUGCUUUUGUGCCCCCCACAUGCUCCCAGUCUGAUGUACACCAGGUUACCUGCAGUUAGGUGGGGGUUCUCCAGUGUCUCUCUGCUUAAGGGUCAUCACUUAUACAAUAAGAAGGUCCAGGUGUGUCAGCCUGAUACAGGCCAGUGAGUGCCAGCCACUCCAUGUCAACAGUAAACCUGUGCCAGGGACCUGGUUCCACUGUGUGCUGGACAAGGAGACUUUUUAUAAAGCCUCACCUCCAGGUUGGUCUCCUUUCAAGACAUGAUUGGAAAGGGUGGGCUCCUGGCAUGUCACACCCCACGCUGUCUGCAGGGGGUGGCAGCUGUGGCAGCAGUGAUGGCGGCAGCGGCAGCGUGUGUCUGGAUCUGUCCUGUAAGGUUCCUUCCGAGAAGUGCUGGGCACCUGGUGGGCAAGCACUGGGCAACCCACUAUUUGAGCCCAUCUGGCCCCACUUGCCUCUUGCAGUUCUGCCUGUCCUUAUUGUGCACAGGGUAAAAGUGAGCUGGGCCAGUUGUACAGGGCGGUGUCAUUUGGGACCAGGUGUUCUGUGCCUCUUGCCCCGAUCCUCUUCCUCAGACCACCUUUCUCAUCCUCCUUAGGGUCCUGUCCUUGCCCCUUUCUCAGCCUCCCUCCACAUUGGCCUCCUGGGCAAUCAUUCUCCACCUGGCCCCGUUACUGAACUGCUGGCCUCCACGCUGCUCCCUCCCAGAACUGUCAGAACCAGGGAUCAUUUCACUGGCUGGCAAAUGGAUGAGUGCAGUUUAUCAGAUACUUAACCUGGAUCCUUCUUAAUACAAAACACUGGUAUGGCUUGUUAAGGACACCAGAAAGUGUGUGGGUUGUCCAGGUAAGGGGUGAGGGACACAGAUGCAUGUAGGUAGCAGGUACGUGCAGGACAAUAUAGAUUGACUAGAGAGGGCUGUAGUGAAGGAGGGCUUUGGUAGGCUCAGAAAGAAUGGAGGGCUUUGAGCAGGGCGCUCACUAUUUUGAGGCUUUGACCCAGCCACUGGGUGCAGGCUGGACAGGUGCUGGCAGGAGGUCCCUUUCUCCCAAGUCUUCCUGACUCUAGGUCUCGCUCUUCUAAUGUCCUGAGCGUCUCCAGGUGAGGACUAUGACUCACCCAUCUCACCCAUCUGUUCUCAGGGUCUGACACAUGGCACUGAUCCUCAAUCAUCUGUCCACUAACUUGUUCAUUCUUAUGUUACUCGACGCAAGUUUCCCCUGCUUAGGGCUCAGAAAGAAUGGAGGGCUUUGAGCAGGGCGCUCACUAUUUUGAGGCUUUGACCCAGCCACUGGGUGCAGGCUGGACAGGUGCUGGCAGGAGGUCCCUUUCUCCCAAGUCUUCCUGACUCUAGGUCUCGCUCUUCUAAUGUCCUGAGCGUCUCCAGGUGAGGACUAUGACUCACCCAUCUCACCCAUCUGUUCUCAGGGUCUGACACAUGGCACUGAUCCUCAAUCAUCUGUCCACUAACUUGUUCAUUCUUAUGUUACUCGACGCAAGUUUCCCCUGCUUACCCUGUUAGACUUCUGCCUGUGAUUUGAGGUCUGGCAGGUCUGGCUCUUCAGCCAAGGGAGAGAGAAAGAGAGGGAGAGAAACCUCAAUGUGUGGUUGCCUUUCACACAUCCCCUACUGGGGACCUGUCCCACAACUCAGGCAUGUGCCCUGACUAGGAACUGAACCAGCAACCCUUUGGUUUGCCAGUGCUCAAUCCACUGAACCACACCAGCCAGAGCUCAUGUAAACUUUUGACCAAAGGCCUUUCUUCUGGUUCCCCAGCUCUCCAGCCAGGUCUGCAUUAAUCCCUCUACCCUCCCCAAGUUCCCUAAGGCUCUUUACCUUACCACAGCAUUGGCCCAAUGCUACCACGGUGUCAUCCCUGACUCCAUACUUGCUCAACCCUAAACAUGCUACAAGAGACAUAAUAAUGUGGCCAUAUGUCAUGUUUGGUCUAAACUGGGACACUUCAGUGUGCAAGGGGCAGAUGUAACUCAGGAGUGAAAAGCACUGACCACGCUCUCCAGAGAGGGCUAUCAUUGGUCUUCCUCCACCAUUAGGGGCUGUGUACCCAUGAGUGACGUACUCAGCGCCCUGGCCUUGGUGUUCCACUCUACAAAAAAGGGGCCGCACUGGGCAGAUGGUCUGUCAGGUUCUCUAAAGCACUAAAAUGACAUGGCUGGUGGAGAGUGUUUGCCUGUGAGUUUGGGGCAAUAUGAACUGGUGGAUGUGUUUGUAGAGUUGUCUUAGGAACAGAACAUGAGAACUCCAAGUCCAGGGUUGGUUGGAACCCAGCUAGAGGCAGUGGACACCUGCUUUGGGUGUGAGCUGAUGACUAUCCAUUGCAUCAAGGGUCCCGCAGUACCAGGGGUUGACUUCUCCUUCCCUUGGGAGGCAGGUGGUAGUCACAAGGCCUGGGAUAAAUCAGCUGAUUUGUCCAUCAACAUAAUUGGCGGGGAGGGAGUAGUCAACAUGAGUUUCUUCCUCAUUUAGGAUGGAGGAACAUCUGGAUCUAGGAAUAAAUGUAGAUCAGGGUGGUGGAGUUUGGCAAGAAAAGACAAACUUCUUCCUCAGCUGCUUCCUCAUCCCACAUGCCCUCCUUGACAUCCUGUCCCUUUUCCUCUUCGGGUCCUCUCCACUCCACACACAGUCGAAGAGCAUGUCAGCCACAUAGGGCCCUUGUCCAGAGGUGAGACAGGAAUUCUUACAGGGGACUGGGGGAAGAAUGGAGGGAUAAUGGAAGCUUCUGGCGUAGGGGGCUUCCUAGCAGGAGGCUCCUGGAGCUGUGCAGGCUCUCAGGGGCUGCCACUAUUCAGGGGAGGACAAAAGGCCCUCACUUUAUGUCACCUCUCCCUUUUCUUCUGACUUCAGUGUUGCUGUGGUUUCAGCCUCCCACUCUCCUUGGAGAGAGGCUAGGGACCCAGCUGCCCCUGCUCUUCUAUUUGGCUUUCAGCUGCCUGUCACCCAAACUCCACUUCCAUGUUGGACAGGAUUUCUGAAGCUUCUUAUCACAAACCUUUCCUUCUCCCUCAAACAGUUAUAUUUAGCAGAAGGGACUGUGGCAACUCAGUUGGAAGGGACUUGUCAAUGACAAGAAAAGGCACAGUGCUUUAGGGUGGUCUCCCUUGCGGGGAAGCUAUGUCUCUAUGGCACCAACAAAAACAAUUUCAAGGUUUAAAAAAUAAUUGCAACCAGGUAUUUAGCUUGCCUGCCACCUUGGAUAUGCUGUUUAUUUUUUUCUGAAUUUAAUUAGUUUAAAAACAUUAAACUAAAUCAAUAUAAUAUAUAUAUACACACACACAUACAUACAUACAUACAUACAUACCUUUAAAGACACAUCCAGAGAGAAUGUGAAAGGCAAAUCCAUCUGGAAGCAUAAAUGGAGAGGGAUGAGAGGAAACACUGCUAGAGAAACAGUAAGAACUGAAGAAAGUAGAAGUGGAGAAGAGAGGCGAAGCUAGUACGCUCAGUUGCCUGGAGGAGCCUCUGAGUCAAGCAGAAGCACACCUAGGUGACUAAGGCAGUGGUAGAAUGGUGUUCCUGUUACCAUACAGGGGUUUGGCCCAGAGUGGGGCUGCCUAGGGCCAGCAGUAAUGUGUGGGUUCUUGACUUUGUGUAGGAAAGACUUCACAAUAUGAGUCCAGGUGACUAUGAGGAUAUGUUUAUUAAAGUUGGGGACAAUAAAACAAGGAAGGGCUUAGCAUAGAGGAAGCAACAGUAGAGAUUUGACUGCCUUAGCCCACUGGGAAGUCAGAGGAAAGGGGGUCUUGGGGACAGAUUCAGGGGAUUGGCCUGGGCCAAGCUGCUCUGCCCAUUGCUCCCCUGAUUGCAAGUCUUGGGGUUCCUUAGAAUUUAGGAGAGGCAUGCCUGUGGGGAAGGAAGUGGGGGGAGAAGAAGGAAAAGGAAACUGUUUCCCAGAGGAGUGCAUGUAUACUGGGCCCUUUGUCUUGAGGCUCUUUAUCUCUCUCUUGUAGGCAGGAAUCUUAGGGGAGGGUCUAUGCAGAAUAUUCAUCAGUUCUGUAGGUGUGCCCUGUCUGGAAGAAUACUGGUCUCCACUUACGAGUCAGUGACAAGGCAGGGGCCAGUAGUUAUUGCAGUUGGUUCUGGCAUCACCCACCUGGUUUUGCUGCUUUUCUGCUUCUGGAGCUGAAAUACAGCUGAGGCCUAGAUUUAUUCCAGGGUGGUGAACCUUUGUACAUGAAUGUAUAUUGCUCGGCCAUUGUGUUCAGCCAUCUGUCUGUUUCCCUAUUCAACUUGCCAAGGAAUUUUCCUAGCUUGUUACUAUCCUGUCUCACUUAGAGGUAGGUGCCCAGACACUCACUAAGCCCAGGCCAGAUUUAUAGCCCUUCUUAUCUUGUCUCGAGGUGCCUAAGUAUGGGCUCUUCCUGGAUCUGCUUGCAGUCUGCACCCAUCUGCUAGCCUGCAGUUUAUGGCUCAAAUGUCAGAAAAAUCACUGAUAAACUUUGUCUCAAACAUGCUCCACCCUCCACUGGCUCCAACAGUGUUUGAUAUUUGAUAAUCAGAAACCAGAUGUUAUGAGUGAACUAAAGACAUCGGCAGGACCCAUGGGAGACACAAGGAACAGUUGAACUUCUUCCUGGAAGUAGUCAUCCUAUGGCCUGAGGUAGCAGAGGACCCAGGAAGCUGUGCCCAAGACCCUCUGGGCAGCUCUGCACCAUUAAUCCCAUGAGGAUUUGUCUGCCUGGAACCCAGGUGAAGCUAAAUAGGCCAGUUUAAUCAAAACAGUGCUGUUUUCUUGAGGACUUGUAGGUUCUGAGAAUUUUGUUUCUUUGUGGAAUAUGAUCUUUCAAUUAAAACAUGAACAUCUCCCAGUGAAAUGAGAACACAUGAAUGUCUGUCUCUCUCCUACCCUUCACCAUUCUUAUACUCUGGCCUAGAUGUAAAUAUCACUGCAACUUAUUUGAAAAGCAAAUUUCAGGUCCCACCCACCCCAGAGGUACUGGGUCAGGAACUCGCAGUGCAGCUGGGGGUGGCACCUAGUCUGUUCAUGGGCCGUUCAGAUGAUCCUGGUGGUCACUGCAGUUUGUGAACAGACAUAAUUGGGAAUAUGGCAAACACAUCGCUUCAUUGGAUGCCUAAGACUGAUCACUUCAUUUAUCUUUUCUAAAAUAUAUUGAAUCAAUAUAUUUUAGGCAUUCAAUAAAAUAUAUUGAAUCAAUAUAUUUUAGAUCAACCUAAAAUCAAUAAAAUAUAUUUAUUGAUUA